GAGGCGCUGCUGUUGGAAGGAAAGUAUGCCCCAGACGCCUCCCUUUGCAGCGAUGUUUGACAGCAGCGGCUACAGCCGAUACCUGUUCCAGUCCAAAGAGGACAGCUGUGAAGGGCUGUAUUACCAUGACAACAAUUUGCUCUCAGGAUCUUUGGAAGCUCUCAUCCAGCACUUGGUGCCCACUCUCGAUUACUACCCAGAUAGAACAUACAUCUUUACUUUUCUGCUGAGCUCUCGGCUUUUUGUGCACCCUUAUGAAUUAAUGGCAAAAGUCUGCCAUCUCUGCACCGAGCAGCAGAGGCGAGUGGAUUCUGCAGCUGAUCAAGGCCGGUUAAGGAAAAUUGCCCCCAAAAUCCUACAACUUUUGGCUGAGUGGACAGAGACAUUUCCGUACGAUUUUCGGGAUGAGCGCAUGAUGAGAAAUCUAAAAGAAUUGGCCCACCGAAUAGCCAGUACAGAUGAGACCUAUCGGAAAAACGUGCAGCAAGUCCUCCAGAGCCUCAUUCGUAAGCUGGCUUCUCUUAACCAAUACGAGGAAGUUCUGGCAAAAAUCAAUGCUACUUCAACCGAUAGGCUGACGGUUUUAAAGACCAAACCCCAGGCCAUCCAACGAGAUAUCAUCACCAUUUGCAGCGAUCCUUACAUGUUAGCCCAGCAGCUGACUCACAUAGAGAUUGAGAGACUUAGUUACAUUGGGCCACAAGAAUUUGUCCAAGCGUUUGUACAGAAGGAUACCCUGGAUAAUGAGAAGAGUUCCUACGGGGAUCGGAAGAAGUCUCGGAAUCUGGAAGCUUACGUUGAAUGGUUCAAUAGACUGAGCUAUUUGGUUGCCACAGAAAUAUGCAUGCCUAUCAAGAAAAAACACAGAGCAAGAAUGAUAGAAUACUUCAUUGAUGUCGCUCGAGAGUGCUUCAACAUCGGCAACUUUAACUCUUUAAUGGCUAUUAUUUCUGGCAUGAAUAUGACUCCUGUCUCCAGAUUAAAGAAAACUUGGUCAAAAGUCAAGACUGCCAAGUUUGACAUUCUGGAGCAUCAAAUGGACCCUUCCAGCAAUUUCUACAAUUACCGCACUGCCCUACGUGGGGCCACCCAGAGGUCUUUAACAGCUCACAGCAGCAGAGAGAAGAUUGUGAUCCCAUUUUUCAGCCUGCUUAUCAAGGACAUUUACUUCCUCAACGAAGGCUGUGCCAAUCGCUUGCCCAACGGCCACGUCAAUUUUGAAAAAUUUUGGGAGCUGGCUAAACAAGUGAGUGAGUUUAUGACAUGGAAGCAAGUGGAGUGUCCUUUUGAGAGGGACCGGAAAAUCCUUCAGUACCUGCUCACCAUUCCAGCCUUCAGUGAGGACGCACUUUAUUUGGCGUCGUAUGAAAGUGAAGGUCCAGAGAAUCACAUUGAAAAAGACAGGUGGAAGACACUCAGGUCCACGCUUCUGGGGAGAGGUUAAUGCGUGGCUGGGUCCUUGCUGCAAUUGCUGCUAUGAUCUUGACGUGGGUUCUUAAUGAUGAAGGCCAUGGCUGAGGUCGCUUAUUUAUUUACCCAUCCCUCCUCUUGACGGCCAAGAGGCCUUUUAAGUUAUGAGAGCUAAAUAGUUGGUGAAGAGCAAGUCGGGACAUGGAUGCUGAGAAGAAAGCCGAGCUGACUUGAGUGCAGGAAAGGCAGCUUUUCCCCUACCCACUGGAAUGUCAAGUUGGGUGGCGUGGGCUUGAUCAAAGACAACCCAGUGAAGAAAGCCUUUUGAAGAUCUGAGUCUACUGUGAAUCAUUUUGAAGCACCUGGAUGGGAUUCCCCCUUCCC
This is a messenger RNA of Protobothrops mucrosquamatus (brown spotted pit viper), 1794 nucleotides long. It is a transcript of the gene RASGEF1B, whose product is annotated as RasGEF domain family member 1B. The coding region runs from base 26 to 1444 and encodes 472 amino acids. Gene Ontology annotation, biological process: positive regulation of GTPase activity; Ras protein signal transduction. Gene Ontology annotation, cellular component: plasma membrane. The record is from RefSeq and is a predicted model, not a curated record. The transcript is spliced from 14 exons. Gene Ontology annotation, molecular function: guanyl-nucleotide exchange factor activity. Lineage: Eukaryota; Metazoa; Chordata; Lepidosauria; Squamata; Viperidae.